Molecule: messenger RNA, 1227 nt
Organism: Colletotrichum karsti
Lineage: Eukaryota; Fungi; Ascomycota; Sordariomycetes; Glomerellales; Glomerellaceae
Exons: 2
Coding region: 1-1227 (408 amino acids)
Source: RefSeq, a predicted model, not a curated record
AUGUCUUCCGGAUUCGGUAACUUUAUGAAAAAUGGCUGGCAUCCCGAGAAGGAGGGAACCACGCUCAAGGGCCAGGUGAACGGGCUUCUGGGCAGGAACAAGGAAAAAGAACGGGAAGAGCGCGUCGCCCGGCCGCUGUCGUCCCUCCAAGAUCCUUCGACAUUCGCACCGCCGCCGAGACGAGUGCCGGGCCAGCCCCUCCCUCCGCCUCCGCGAUCCAACGCAACCUCACCUGGUGUGCCGCCUCCGCCGUACGACGCCGCGAGUGGCUAUUCUCAGCAACAGCAAGAGGAGGAAGAGGCGCCGCCGCCGCAGCCCUUCCGCGUUAAUACGACCGGCCUAUCGACCGCCCAUCUACCCCCGCCGCCGGGACGGAAAGAUGGUGCCGAUGGAAGGUCACCGGCACCAGACCAAGGGGCCGUUCGGCCACCGCCAAAACUGCCCCCGAGACUCCCACCCCGAACGCCCUCCGCAACAUCCACAGCUACUUUAUCGUCUGCUCCCGCACCGCCCCCGACAUCCAGCGGCGGCGGAUAUCUCAACCAGAGCGCGAUGAACAGGCUAGGAGCGGCCGGUAUAUCGGUGCCGUCGCUAGGAAUCGGAAAAUCCGCCCCCGAGCCUCCGACCCGCUCCAAUGCCGGCAGCCCCGCGCCGCCCCCGAGAUCAGGGGCCUUUUCGCCGCCUAGCGCAGGCCAGAUGAGCGAGCUGCAGAAUCGCUUCUCGAAGUUGGGCAAGUCUUCAGGGCAAUCGGCUAGCCCGCCGCCGCCGCCGACUGAGGGUACUACGAUGGAGCAGAAGCAGGCGGCACUCCGCACGGCGUCGAAUUUUCACAAGGACCCGUCCUCUGUAUCCAUGAAGGACGCGCGUUCCGCCGCAUCUACAUUUAACAACUUCCGUCAACGACACGGAGAACAGGUCGCUGCGGGUGUCAAGAGCGCGAACAAUCUCAACCAGAAGUACGGUAUCGCCGACAAGGUAGGGAAAUACGCCGGGCAGGCUGGCGGACAGGCCGGCGAACACCAGCAAACAGGAACCACCAAUCCUCCCUCGAACCCGUUGUCUCCCCCGCCAGCGUUGGUGAACGCUCUGGGCAAGAAGAAGCCGCCUCCGCCUCCCCCGCCGAAGAAGAAGCCUCAGUUUGGCGGUGCACCUCAAACGUCGGCGUCCAGCGCGGGCGACGACGACGAACCACCUCCGAUUCCCCUGGCAACCAAACCAACUUUUUGA